AUGGGUUGGGUUAGAGGAGAAACCCUCGGUAAGGGUGGUUUUGGGUUCGUCUCCAUCGCCAAAACCAUGCAAGAUCAUAAUCUGCCGCCGUUGAUUGCCGUGAAAUCCGCCAAAUUUUCCGAAUCCGAAUCACUGAAGAAGGAGAAGGAGCUGCUCGACAAGUUCCAGUCAUGCCCCUCUAUCCUCCGCUGCUUUGGUGACGAAAUCACGACCGAAAACGGGGAGAAACUCUACAACAUAUUGCUCGAGUAUGCCUCAGGUGGAUGCCUCGUCGAUCACAUCAUCAUCAAGGGCCUUCCGGAAAUCACCGUCAGCCGCUGCACGAAAUCCAUACUCAUGGCGCUCAUUCACAUCCACAAGGCCGGCUACGUUCACUGCGACGUGAAGCCUCACAACGUGUUGCUCGUCGGCCAAGACGCGAAGCUCGCGGAUCUAGGGAGCUGCUGCAAGACGAGCUUCGAUGGAAAUAGUAGGUGUGAUGAUUUCAGGGGCACGGUUAUGUAUGCGGCCCCAGAGUCAAUAGCCCAGCAGAAGUACUUGCCGGAGUCGGAUGUUUGGGCCUUGGGCUGCUCGGUUCUACAAAUGCUGACUGGAAAAUCACCGUGGGCUUUCGACAGCAAGGCCCAGCCGAAGGAUGUUCUCUUCAAGAUCGGGUGCAGUGACCAGAUUCCCCAGAUUCCAACAAACAACAGAAUAUCCAAAGAGGCUAAAGACUUUCUUGCAAAGUGUUUGGUGAAAGAUCCGACGGCAAGGUGGAAACCCGAUAUGCUUCUCGAUCAUCCAUUUGUCAACAGGGCCGAUCGACCAACAAUUGCCGGAAAAUACCAUCAUCAUCAUCAUCACCACCAUAGAUUGUCUCAUGGCAUUCACUCUUUGGUGCCUCACUGUUUUCACCAUCCAAAAGUGCAGGCCUGCUGA
Messenger RNA from Striga hermonthica, 918 nucleotides. Lineage: Eukaryota; Viridiplantae; Streptophyta; Magnoliopsida; Lamiales; Orobanchaceae. The record is from the annotation of a GenBank genome assembly.